Acipenser ruthenus (sterlet) is the source of this 1752-nucleotide messenger RNA. RefSeq names its product SAYSvFN domain-containing protein 1-like. Lineage: Eukaryota; Metazoa; Chordata; Actinopteri; Acipenseriformes; Acipenseridae. The record is from RefSeq and is a predicted model, not a curated record. The transcript is spliced from 2 exons. Bases 350 to 841 code for a protein of 163 amino acids.
CCCUUGGGCUUACCGUAACCACAUACCGUACAUUCGUUUUGCAGAAAUUAUAAGUUUGCUAGCAAACGGGUUUAUAAAAUAUUGAAAAUUAUAGAGCAGCCUGACUCAACUGGCCAUCUUUGAUUACCUGUAAACCGGACUUACCAGCGUGAGUCUGCAGAGGGCGCUAUCUACACCAAACUUCGUGUCGCGCUUCCGUUCUGUAACACAAACCCUUUACUACCGUACAGUACUCCAUGUCCCAUUUUGUUCCGCAACUACAUCUGUCCCGCAACUUACGUGUAGUCUACUUUUCAGUCCUGCAACCUUGAUGGCGCAUAGACUGGCCGAGUUUUGAGCCCGGAGGAGAAUGCAGCAACAGACCGACCAGGGAGCCUGGACAACGGGGAAAGAAGGAAAGCCGGAAAAGAAGGAAGCGCCGCAAACUAGAGCUGUGUUUGAACCGACCGAAGAGUGGAGCAAAACAGGCAACGUUGCUGUCACAAUCUACAAAGAGAAUGCUACUGCACAGCAGGAGGCCGGUGCUCGGUGGCGCUGUCUGCAGGACAGUGUUCUGGGGCAGUUCCUGGGUUCGGAGCGCCUGGCUGUAACGAACCUGACCUUCCUGAAGGUGCUGCUGUGGUUGCUGCUGCUGGGUCUGUUUGUAGAGCUGGAGUUCGGCCUGGUGUUCUUCGUAUUAUCCCUGUUCUACUGGCUGUAUGAGGGCAUGCGUGACUCUUCACAGAGACGCAGCGGAGAGCCCAGCGCCUACUCCGUCUUCAACCCAGGAUGCCAGGCCAUCCAGGGCACGCUGACCGCAGGACAGUUCGAGCUUGGCUACAGACCUCUUGCAAACAGAUAACCACCAGCAAGCAGAUACCAGACUGAACCAAUCAACUGUACUGGGUUCAACACUGGGGACUUUUGUUAUGCAUUCAUGGACAGUUGCCAAAAAAAAACAUCUGACACAAAGGCCAAAAAUACUAUGCUUUCAAAAGACAGCAGUAAGUAUGGUGCAAACUGUGUUACAAAUAAUCUGAGUGCAGAAAAUAAAGUCUAAACCGAGAGUCUAUCAUAGAGCUUUAUUUAUUUGUAUACCUCUUGGAGAUGUUUAUUAAAUUAAAAUUGCUUUAACAAGUUUAACUCUUGUCAGGUAAUGCAUUUGUUAAAUCUUGCGUUAGUUUUUGAAUAUCAACAGAUGGCAAUUCACUACAGUUCAUGUGUAUGUUAUUUCAAUAUGGUUUAAAUAUUAAACGUGUAGCUUUUUAUUGAUUAUGAAAGUUCCCUGUUCUGUAGUAAAGUAAUUAAAAAGUGACUGUCUUCAGGAACCACAACAAACUGUAUUUCACUGUGCGUAGAUCUGGGGCACAGCACAAUGCUUUUUUUUUACAUUCCCCAUCCAGACCUGCUAUUCAGCUCAUGAUGACUGUGUGACCAGUACAUUAUAUCACAACGCCUGGGCCAGUCAUGUGAUACGACUCCUGACCCUCAGUGACUGUGUGAACACAGGGGACAAGGAUUGUAUUUUACCCAGAGCUUCACAGAGUUUAAUAAACGUGGCAGUCUGGCUUGGAUGAUAUUGUCGGUCUUGUAUGUCUAUCGUCAUGUCUGAUUGCAUUCAGACCCUGCUCAUGUGAAUUCUGUUUAUCUGACAUCGUUGUAAUUGUUUCAAAUCACAUUUCAACAUGUGUUUGAUUUAUUACACACUUACCCGUUCUUUACCCAUUCCGCUUGUAAGUUGAGCAUUUAGGUCAUUAAAAUUCAGUAAAGCAA